AUGUCGUCCAAGGUGGUGGCCAAGGCCGCCGGUGGCGUCAUGUCCAUCUCCAAGAAACAAACCCUCCAGUCCACGGGCAUCUGGGAGACGGUGCGCAAGGCCUUCGCCAUCGACCCGGACCGCUCCAGCGGCGUGCCCCUCAACCCGUGGUACCGCAACCCGCCGCCCGGCUCCAACGACCCGCUCGCCUACGACGACCCCGUGACGAUCCCCGCGGGCGACAUCGCCGACAACCCCUACUGGAAGCGCGACCACCGCCGCUCGUACCCGAAGCUCAGCGUCAUGGGCCAGGGCGACGUCGUGCAGCUCCUGACGGUGGGCAGCGCGGCGGCGCCCAAGCUCGAGCUCAUCGGCGAGGCUGGCCAGAAGCAGCUCGUCGCGGCCAAGCAGGAGGGCGAGACGCUGGGCCUGGCCAAGGCGCUCGAGAAGGCUGCGCCCAAGGACGUGGCCAAGGACGUGUUCGUGGACGGCCUGCCGCCGCUGCCGAGCGGACAGAGCCUGACGUCUGGGGCGUGGGACGUGCACAAGUACGAGCUGACGGAGGAGAACUCGUAUCCUCAGGGAUAUCCUUGCCGGACGUUCCAAUAG
Purpureocillium lilacinum is the source of this 588-nucleotide messenger RNA. RefSeq lists its product as uncharacterized. Lineage: Eukaryota; Fungi; Ascomycota; Sordariomycetes; Hypocreales; Ophiocordycipitaceae. The record is from RefSeq and is a predicted model, not a curated record.